This is a messenger RNA of Ochotona princeps (American pika), 1446 nucleotides long. RefSeq names its product BTB/POZ domain-containing protein 1-like. The record is from RefSeq and is a predicted model, not a curated record. Lineage: Eukaryota; Metazoa; Chordata; Mammalia; Lagomorpha; Ochotonidae. Gene Ontology annotation, cellular component: P-body; cytosol. Gene Ontology annotation, molecular function: protein binding. Gene Ontology annotation, biological process: neurogenesis.
AUGGCUACCACAGUGGCCGGAGAUGGGUGGAGUUUGCCUCCAACCAAAAUCACAAUGGAUGGCGGAAUUCUGGCCGCCCCCUCAGGCAGUGAGACCACCGUUGCACCAAUGAGGGGCACAGACUCAUGUCCCCUCACCAAGAAGGGCCGAGGUGACCCCUGCUUCAGCUUUCAUGUCAUGGACAUUUUAGAAGGGCCCCUUCCCCGUCUCUUCCAUGUUAUUCUUCCUCUGCAGCCCACGCCCUCCCGAAUGUCCUUUCUGCUGCAUGGGGAAGGGAAGCCCAUGACUGGCUCCGCCUGGUCGCUCAGGCAGGCCGGCGCCGGGGAUCAGGCGGCGGAGGCUGAGGCAGAGCCGAGUCCCGCGGAGGGACCGCCGCCGCCCCGCUCGCUGUCCCCUCUGGGGCCGAUGCCCCUGCAGCGGGAGCCGCUGUACAACUGGCAGGCGACCAAGGCGUCGCUGAAGGAGCGCUUAGCCUUCCUCUUCAACUCGGAGCUGCUGAGCCAUGUGCGCUUCGUGCUGGGCAAGGGCGGCGGCGGGGCGGCCGCCGGUGGCCCGCAGCGCAUCCCCGCCCACCGCUUCGUGCUGGCGGCGGGCAGCGCCGUCUUCGACGCCAUGUUCAACGGCGGCAUGGCCACCACGUGGGCGGAGAUCGAACUGCCGGACGUGGAGUCCGCCGCCUUCCUGGCGCUGCUGAGGUUUCUGUAUUCUGAUGAAGUUCAGAUUGGUCCAGAAACAGUGAUGACCACCCUGUACACUGCCAAGAAGUACGCGGUGCCGGCCUUGGAAACGCACUGUGUGGACUUCCUCACCAAGCACCUGCGGGCAGACAACGCCUUCAUGCUGCUGACGCAGGCUCGAUUAUUUGAUGAACCUCAGCUCGCUAGUCUCUGCCUAGACACAAUAGACAAAAGCACAAUGGAUGCCGUAAGUGCAGAGGGCUUUACUGACAUUGACAUUGACACACUGUGUGCAGUUCUAGAAAGAGACACACUUAGCAUUCGAGAAAGUCGACUUUUUGGAGCUGUUGUGCGCUGGGCAGAAGCAGAGUGUCAGAGGCAACAACUGCCUGUGACUUUUGCAAAUAAGCAGAAGGUUCUAGGAAAAGCACUUUCUUUAAUCCGGUUUCCACUGAUGACAGUUGAGGAGUUUGCAGCAGGCCCUGCGCAGUCUGGGAUUCUGUCAGAUCGUGAAGUGGUGAACCUCUUUCUGCACUUCACUGUCAACCCCAAACCCCGCGUGGCCCUCCGGGGCAAGGAGUGCUGCAUCAACCGCUUCCAGCAAGUCGAGAGCCGCUGGGGCUACAGUGGGACCAGCGACCGCAUCAGAGGAGAAGACGAGGAAAGCAGUGAGUGGCCUUCAGCCGGAGAGCAGGAUGGCAGGCAGGAAGCAGAGGAGCAGGUGCCAUACCUCCCGAGUAAUCAGAAAUGGAGACGGAGUCUGAUGUGA